AUGAUUGAGGGGACAUCCAAAGCCUCACUCCUGCUGUUAGGACUGGUCAUCCUCCUUCCAGUCCUCCUCAUCCCACAACUGAAGGGAUGGAUCCGCAAAUCAUCCACGCCGGCGAAUCGGCUGCUGGACCUACGCUUCUGGCGCUGGCACCCCAAACAGUCAACCGAAAUUAUAUCACUGCGAAUGUACCCAAUUAAAUCAUGCCGAGGCUUCGAAGUGCAACGAGCCACUGUCAAAGAGCAUGGUCUCGAGCUUGACCGGCGCUGGAUGCUGAUUGAUGCUUCGAAAAACGAGUUUGUGACUAUUCGCCAAACGCCCAAAAUGACCCUGAUUGGAACGGCGCUCAGUCCAGAUGGAAAUGACCUCAUGAUUUCGAUUCCACGCCUGGGCCUAGAACGCGAAGAAUCAGCGGGUGCAUCCUCUGAUCCCAAAUAUGACGCGACAACAAACACAAUUCGCAUCCCUGCAUAUCCCACUCAAGAGUGGCUUCAAGCUCACACGUCUGUUGCAGACGUAAAGAUCUGGGGUCAUGAUACAGACGGAUAUAUAUACUGCGAUGAUAUAAAUGCUUCUUUCUCGUCUUUCUUGGGCUACCCCGUCGCAUUAGUCUACAAGGGCCCCAAGCCACGCGUUGUGCAAGGGAACGGCUCACUAGAGCGAGUCGGCCGCGUGCAGUCAAUAAAUUUCCCCGAUGAAUUCCCUGUUCUCGUCGCCUCGGAUGCAUCGCUGAACGAACUUAACACGCGUUUGCGCGAUAGGGGCGCGGAUCCUAUUACUAUCGAGCGCUUCAGGCCUAAUAUCAUCGUGCGUGGUGAAAAGCCAUGGAGCGAGGACUUGUGGAAGCUAGUACGAAUUAAGACAAUUUCCUCAAAAGAUAGCGGCGAUGCUGGUAUGCAAGAAGACCAAGCACCGCUUCUUAUGGAUAUCGUGACGCGAUGUGGCAGGUGUCAGGUUCCGAAUGUUGAUCCGGACUCGGCGGUUAAGAAUAAGAAGCAGCCGUGGGAUACUCUUAUGUCGUUUCGGAGAGUUGAUGCAGGGCUCAAAUAUAAGCCUUGCUUUGGGAUGAUGGGCAUGCCGCGAAAGGAAGGGGUUGUUGAAGUUGGAAUGCGCUUUGAGGUUUUAGAGGAGACUACCGAGCAUCGCUACAUCAUGUAG
Penicillium angulare is the source of this 1155-nucleotide messenger RNA. RefSeq names its product MOSC domain-containing protein. Gene Ontology annotation, molecular function: molybdenum ion binding; catalytic activity; pyridoxal phosphate binding. Bases 1 to 1155 code for a protein of 384 amino acids. The transcript has a single exon. The record is from RefSeq and is a predicted model, not a curated record. Lineage: Eukaryota; Fungi; Ascomycota; Eurotiomycetes; Eurotiales; Aspergillaceae.